Molecule: messenger RNA, 1170 nt
Organism: Arachis stenosperma
Lineage: Eukaryota; Viridiplantae; Streptophyta; Magnoliopsida; Fabales; Fabaceae
Exons: 1
Coding region: 1-1170 (389 amino acids)
Source: RefSeq, a predicted model, not a curated record
AUGGAGAGGAAUCAAGUAGCAGCCAUCACCACUUCAUCAACAACCCAAGAAGGAAUGGAUGAAGAGGCAGAGGGUAAUCUUGAGCAAGCCAACUACAUUGGGAAUUCACCUAGACAGAACCAUGAUCCAUACUCCAAAACCUAUAACCCUGGAUGGAGGAACCACCCAAACUUUGGGUGGGGGAAUCACCAAGAUCAAAGCCAAGACCAGAGACGUUACAACUCCAAUAACAAUGCAGCUCAUCAACAAUUCACACAGAGGACAUAUCAACACCCCCACAACAACACUUCUCCACACCCAUAUCAAAACCAAAACAACACCUCUCAUCCUUCCACCUCUAAUCCCAAUCUACCAUCAAUUGAUGACAGACUCUCUAAGCUUGAAACCUUACUUGAAAUAAUAUGCCAAGAGAUUCAAGAAAAUAAGGUGUUCAAAGAGGAGGUGCGAGCCAAUAUUAAGAACCAGGGAGAGACCAUCAAGAAGCUGGAAUUCCAAGUGGGAUGCUUAGCUGAGAAGAUUCCCAAACCUACUGAUGGCUUCCCAAGUGACACGGAGAAAAACCCAAGAGGCGAAGCAAAGAAAGUAAGAUGGAAAGAUUGCAAGAUGGUCACUACAAGUGAUAAGGAGACUGAAGACAAGCAAAGCAAACUCUCCAAACAGCCUGAAGACAACUCAACAGAGGAGGAGGAUAGAGAUCACCAAGAACCAGAAAUCUCACAACAAGAGCUGUUGAAGCUCUAUGCACCAUUUUCCCAACUACUCAAUGGUGCUGUGGGAAAGAGAAUAUACUCAAGGUUCCUAGACUUGUUUGCAUCUCUGCAUGUGAACAUACCAUUCAUCAAGGCCAUCCAACAAAUGCCUGCAUUCAUAAAGUAUAUGAAGGAACUUCUUCCCAGGAAAAGCUCAAUCAAAGGAGGCCAGACUAUAAUGAUGAAUAAGGAAUGCAGUGCCCUUAUUCAACCUGAGUUGCCUACAAAAAGAAGAGACCCAGGGAGUUUUCAUAUCCCAUGUGCCAUAGGGGAAACAAUGUUUGAUAAAGCACUCUGUGAUUUGGGGGCAAGCAUCAACUUACUGCCCCUAUCCCUGACGAAGAGGCUGCAGAUCAAUGAGAUAAUGUCCACAGAUGUAGUCAUCAGACUGGCUGACAAGACUCAAAAGCAAGCAAUAUGA